Messenger RNA from Oppiella nova, 2094 nucleotides. The record is from the annotation of a GenBank genome assembly. Lineage: Eukaryota; Metazoa; Arthropoda; Arachnida; Sarcoptiformes; Oppiidae.
UGGGUUUUGCGAUACAAAUACUUCAUUCAACAGACAGAAAAAGUUAAUCUCUUGAGAUCUAUCGCUUCCAAUGAGAAGUUAGCCAUAACUUCUGCCAUCAAAGACUUGCCCUCAUGGGUCCACUUUCCGGAUAGAGAAAGAGCCGAAUGGAUCAAUAAGAUUAUGAAACAAAUGUGGCCUUUCAUUCACGAGUACAUGAAGACUGUCAUUAAACAGAGUAUCGAACCAAACAUCACUUCAGCGCUUCCAGACUAUUUAAAGAGUUUCAAAUUUGAAAGAUUAGACUUGGGGUCAGAACCGGCACGCAUUGGAAGUGUUAAAUGUUAUGAUGAAAACACAUCGAGAGAUGAAAUUAUAUUCGAUGUGGAGAUUCAGUUAAGUCUGCAUUAUGCCGGCAAUUGUGACAUUCAGGUGCGGGUAAUGGGCAUGAAAGCAGGCAUUAAGAACUUGCAAUUAUAUGGAUUAAUUCGGGUUGAGUUACGGCCACUACUUAAGGACAUACCACUUGUCGGAAGCGUUUCUUUCUAUUUUCUCAAUAAUCCUGCCAUUGAUUUCAAUUUAACUAAUUUGGCCGACAUUUUAGAUACGCCAGGCGUCAGUAAUUACUUAAGGCAUGCCAUCCAAGAGAAAUUGGCGGCUCUUAUGGUUCUUCCCAACAAAAUCGUUAUCCCACUCAUUGACGGCCUCUCAAUGAAAUCAAUUAAGUGUUUAGCACCGAUUGGAGUCAUUCGGAUGGAAGUGAUUGAAGCGAGAAAUUUAAAGAAGAGUGACGUCGGGAUGUUAGGUCUGGGAAAGAGUGACCCAUACGUGAGGCUCACAAUCGGGAGCCAAGAAUUCAAAUCUGCAGUCAUUUACAAUACAGUGAAUCCCAAAUGGAAUUACAUCUGCGAAGCGGUGGUCUAUCACUUGCACGACCAGAAUAUUGAGAUAGAAGUAAUGGAUGAGGACCAGGGAAGCAAAGAUGACUUCUUAGGCAGAGCUUAUCUCUCACUUAAGGCUAUAUCGGCCGAAGGCAUGAGUGAAUCGUGGCUUACAUUGAAAGACAUAAAAACGGGAGCCAUUCACGUGAGAACCACUUGGUUUGCAUUAAGUGAUUGUAUGGAACAACUCAACGAUUCCGUCGAAGAAAGUAAAUCAAUUAAAUGUAAAUACAGUCCCAUUGAAGGCACUGAUGAAUUCGAUGGACAAACAUGUGGUUCAGUGGCCGUUAUCACAGUGUAUUUGGACGGCGCAAACAAUUUAGCCGUAAUUAGCAAAACAUCGGGAGAGCCCGACCCCUAUUGUCUGAUAUCAGUGGGAAAACAACAGCGACAAAGUAUUGUCCAGAGAUCUACUGCUAAUCCUAUUUGGGAGGAAACCUUCAAUUUUCUCAUUGAAAAUUUCAAUCAAGACUUAGAGUUAACUUUCGAUAUAUUUGACAGCAAAACAAAUCGAGACUUAGGAAGGGCUCAACUGAAGCUCCAGAAUGUUAUUUCAUGUGAUCACUUAUCAUUCAGUCAACCCCUUGCUAUAAAAGGUCGGGGACCUGACUCUAAGCUCAACGUUAAUAUUAUGGUGAGGACAUUAAAACCACAGACAACCACACAUACCGGUGGGCCUCCAGUUAUACUCGAAGAACCCGUUGAUGAAAGUGAGGAAACAAAAGUUCCCACUUUGGAGGACAUCAUCAGAGGUACAGUGCAACCAAUCAUCGAUACGAGUGGUUUGAAAACAAAUUUCAUGGAUAAGUCACAAAUGGAUAGAAAACAUAGCGUUUCGAAAGCUAAUGGGAAUUUGCCCAAAAUUGGUGAUAAGACUCCCAACCCUUACGUCAAGAUAUUUGGUACUCCGGAUAAAAUUUCACGAACUCUUAGAGAUAAUAGUCUUAAGACUGGCACUAAAAGAAACACUUGUCAUCCGAUAUUUGAUGAAAAUUUUCAAAUGGAUAGAAAGUGGAAAGGCGUGGAAAUAGUGGUCUACUCUAGAAGUGGUUCAUCACAUCGUGUGUUCAAAAGAAAGGCUAAAAUAAUAGGAUUGGCGACCAUUGAGUUCACAGCAUUUGCAGAUAACUUUGAGCCCAUUAAAGAGUGGUAUGAUUUGGAACAACUCAAAGAC